Molecule: messenger RNA, 11809 nt
Organism: Silurus meridionalis
Lineage: Eukaryota; Metazoa; Chordata; Actinopteri; Siluriformes; Siluridae
Product: deleted in malignant brain tumors 1 protein-like
Exons: 43
Coding region: 96-11714 (3872 amino acids)
Cellular component (GO): membrane
Source: RefSeq, a predicted model, not a curated record
CAAAAAUCAUCAUGACCUCAUGAGCUUUACCGUGAGAAAACAGCAGCAUUUAGCACUCACUUGGCACAGAACUGAAGGACGACUCAAGGACCAGGAUGCUGAGACUUCACUUCGUUUUAUUGCUCGUCUCUUUUCUUAGAGCUUCGGUGCCAGCUGGUACUAACAUACGACUCGCUGGUGGCAGUAACUCCUGCUCUGGUAGAGUGGAAAUCUAUUAUAAUAACCAGUGGGGAACAGUGUGUGAUGAUAGCUGGGAUCUGAAUGAUGCACAUGUGGUGUGUAGACAGCUUAAAUGUGGUAAAGCUGUCAGUUAUCAUCAAAGUGCCCACUUUGGUCAGGGAAGUGACCCAAUAUGGCUGGAUGAUGUUCAGUGUUCUGGAAAUGAAAGUGACAUCACAGAGUGCAGUCAUAAUGGAUUUGGGAAACACAACUGUGGACAUAGUGAAGAUGCUGGUGUUACUUGCUCAGGUACUAACAUACGACUCGCUGGUGGCAGUAACUCCUGCUCUGGUAGAGUGGAAAUCAAUUAUAAUAACCAGUGGGGAACAGUGUGUGAUGAUAGCUGGGAUCUGAAUGAUGCACAUGUGGUGUGUAGACAGCUUGGAUGUGGUAAAGCUGUCAGUUAUCAUCAAAGUGCCCACUUUGGUCAGGGAAGUGACCCAAUAUGGCUGGAUGAUGUUCAGUGUUCUGGAAAUGAAAGUGACAUCACAGAGUGCAGUCAUAAUGGAUUUGGGAAACACAACUGUAACCAUGGUGAAGAUGCUGGUGUUACUUGCUCAGUCCAUAAUCAGAUCAGGCUGAAGAAUGGUCCAAGUAACUGUUGUGGUCGAGUGGAGAUCCAUAACAAUGGCAGUUGGGGAACAGUGUGUGAUGAUGACUGGGACUUAAAGGAUGCAGAGGUGGUGUGUAGGCAGCUUGGAUGUGGUAAAGCCGUCAGUGCUCCUCCUAAUGCACGCUUUGGUCAGGGAAGUGAACCAACCUGGCUGGAUGAUGUUCAUUGUAAUGGAACUGAGAGCUACAUAGAUCAGUGCUCACACAGAGGAUUUGGAGUAGAGAACUGUGGACAUGAAGAAGAUGCUGGAGUCGUGUGCUCAAACAUGCAGGCUCCUACAUUGACUCGGAUCUCCCCAAACUCUGUGGUAUCAGUUGGAGAAGUCCUUCAGUUCAGAUGUUCCACACCCAGCCCAACAUGCACCUCUGUAGACUUCAGUUUAUAUAAAACUGGAACAUCAAUAAAGAAGCAAACUGCAGAGUCUACAACAACAUUUACUCUGACUGUAGAAGCUUCACAUCAGGGCGAGUACACCUGUGAUUACACAUACAGGGAAACAUCCUCCACUUCAUCCAGGAGCAGCUCCAUUAGCAUUACUGUGGUCCAUAAUCAGAUCAGGCUGGUGAAUGGUUCGAGUAACUGUUGUGGUCGAGUGGAGAUCCAGCACAAAGCCCAGUGGGGAACAGUGUGUGAUCAUUACUGGGACUUAAAGGAUGCAGAGGUGGUGUGUAGGCAGCUUGGAUGUGGUGAAGCCGUCAGUGCUCCUCGUAAUGCUCGCUUUGGUCAGGGAAGUGAACCAACCUGGCUGGAUGAUGUUCAGUGUAAUGGAACUGAGAGCUACAUAGAUCAGUGCUCACACAGAGGAUUUGGAGUAGAGAACUGUGGACACAGUGAAGAUGCUGGAGUCGUGUGCUCAAACAUGCAGGCUCCUACAUUGACUCGGCUCUCCCCAAACUCUGUGGUAUCAGUUGGAGAAGUCCUUCAGUUCAGAUGUUCCACACCCAGCCCAACAUGCAUCUCUGUAGACUUCAGUUUAUAUAAAACUGGAACAUCAAUAAAGAAGCAAACUGCAGAGUCUACAACAACAUUUACUCUGACUGUAGAAGCUUCACAUCAGGGCGAGUACACCUGUGAUUACACAUACAGGGAAACAUCCUCCACUUCAUCCAGGAGCAGCUCCAUUAACAUUACUGUGGUCCAUAAUCCGAUCAGGCUGGUGAAUGGUUCGAGUACCUGUUGUGGUCGAGUGGAGAUCCAGCACAAAACCCAGUGGGGAACAGUGUGUGAUCAUUACUGGGACUUAAAGGAUGCAGAGGUGGUGUGUAGGCAGCUUGGAUGUGGUAAAGCCGUCAGUGCUCCUCGUAAUGCUCGCUUUGGUCAGGGACGUGAACCAACCUGGCUGGAUGAUGUUCAGUGUACUGGAACUGAGAGCUACAUAGAUCAGUGCUCACACAGAGGAUUUGGAGUAGAGGACUGUGGACACAGUGAAGAUGCUGGAGUCGUGUGCUCAAACAUGCAGACUCCUACACUGACUCAGAUUUCACCAAACUCUGUCGUCAAACCUGAAGAAGUCCUUCAAUUCAGAUGUUCCACACCCAGCCCAACAUGCAUCUCUGUAGACUUCAGUUUAUAUAAAACUGGAACAUCAAUAAAGAAGCAAACUGCAGAGUCUACAGCAACAUUUACUCUGACUGUAGAAGCCUCACAUCAGGGCGAGUACACCUGUGAUUACACAUACAGGGAAACAUCCUCCACUUCAUCCAGGAGCAGCUCCAUUAACAUUACUGUGGUCCAUAAUCAGAUCAGGCUGGUAAAUGGUCCAAGUAACUGUUGUGGUCGAGUGGAGGUCCAGCACAAAGCCCAGUGGGGAACAGUGUGUGAUCAUUACUGGGACUUAAAGGAUGCAGAGGUGGUGUGUAGGCAGCUUGGAUGUGGUAAAGCCGUCAGCGCUCCUCGUAAUGCUUACUUUGGUCAGGGAACUGAACCAACCUGGCUGGAUGAUGUUCAGUGUAAUGGAACUGAGAGCUACAUAGAUCAGUGCUCACACAGAGGAUUUGGAGAAGAGAACUAUGGACACCAUAAAGCUGCUGGAGUCAUGUGCUCAAACAUGCAGGCUCCUACACUGACUCGGAUCUCCCCAAACUCUGUGGUAUCAAUUGGAGAAGUCGUUCAGUUCAGAUGUUCCACACCCAGCCCAACAUGCAUCUCUGUAGACUUCAGUUUAUAUAAAACUGGAACAUCAAUAAAGAAGCAAACUGCAGAGUCUACAACAACAUUUACUCUGACUGUAGAAGCCUCACAUCAGGGCGAGUACACCUGUGAUUACACAUACAGGGAAAGUAACUCCACUUCAUCCAGGAGCAGCUCCAUUAACAUUACUGUGGUCCAUAAUCAGAUCAGGCUGGUGAAUGGUUCAAGUAACUGUUGUGGUCGAGUGGAGAUCCAGCACAAAGCCAAGUGGGGAACAGUGUGUGAUGAUUACUGGGACUUAAAGGAUGCAGAGGUGGUGUGUAGGCAGCUUGGAUGUGGUAAAGUCGUCAGUGCUCCUCAUUCUGCUCGCUUUGGUCAGGGACUUGACCCAAUCUGGCUGGAUGAUGUUCAGUGUACUGGAACUGAGAGCUACAUAGAUCAGUGCUCACACAGAGGAUUUGGAGUACAUAACUGCGGACACGGUGAAGAUGCUGGAGUCGUGUGCUCAAACAUGCAGGCUCCUACAUUGACUCGGAUCUCUCCAAACUCUGUGGUAUCAAUUGGAGAAGUCCUUCAGUUCAGAUGUUCCACACCCAGCCCAACAUGCAUCUCUGUAGACUUCAGUUUAUAUAAAACUGGAACAUCAAUAAAGAAGCAAACUGCAGAGUCUACAACAACAUUUACUCUGACUGUAGAAGCCUCACAUCAGGGCGAGUACACCUGUGAUUACACAUACAGGGAAACAUUCUCCACUUCAUCCAGGAGCAACUCCAUUAGCAUUACUGUGGUCCAUAAUAAGUUUAGGCUGGUGAACAGUCAGAGUAACUGUUGUGGUCGAGUGGAGAUCCAGCACAAAGCCCAGUGGGGAACAGUGUGUGAUCAUUACUGGGACUUAAAGGAUGCAGAGGUGGUGUGUAGGCAGUUUGGAUGUGGUAAAGCCGUCAGUGCUCCUCGUAAUGCUCGCUUUGGUCAGGGAAGUGAACCAACCUGGCUGGAUGAUGUUCAGUGUAAUGGAAAUGAGAGCUACAUAGAUCAGUGCUCACACAGAGGAUUUGGAGUAGAGAACUGUGGACACCAUGAAGAUGCUGGAGUCGUGUGCUCAAACAUGCAGGCUCCUACAUUGACUCGGAUCUCCCCAAACUCUGUGGUAUCAAUUGGAGAAGUCCUUCAGUUCAGAUGUUCCACACCCAGCCCAACAUGCAUCUCUGUAGACUUCAGUUUAUAUAAAACUGGAACAUCAAUAAAGAAGCAAACUGCAGAGUCUACAACAACAUUUACUCUGACUGUAGAAGCCUCACAUCAGGGCGAGUACACCUGUGAUUACACAUACAGGGAAAGUAACUCCACUUCAUCCAGGAGCAGCUCCAUUAACAUUACUGUGGUCCAUAAUCAGAUCAGGCUGGUGAAUGGUCCAAGAAACUGUUGUGGUCGAGUGGAGAUCCAGCACAAAGCCCAGUGGGGAACAGUGUGUGAUCAUUACUGGGACUUAAAGGAUGCAGAGGUGGUGUGUAGGCAUCUUGGAUGUGGUAAAGCCGUCAGCGCUCCUCGUAAUGCUCGCUUUGGUCAGGGAAGUGAACCAACCUGGCUGGAUGAUGUUCAGUGUACUGGAACUGAGAGCUACUUAGAUCAGUGCUCACACAGAGGAUUUGGAGUAGAGAACUGUGGACACCAUGAAGAUGCUGGAGUCGUGUGCUCAAACAUGCAGGCUCCUACAUUGACUCGGAUCUCCCCAAACUCUGUGGUAUCAAUUGGAGAAGUCCUUCAAUUCAGAUGUUCCACACCCAGCCCAACAUGUACCUCUGUAGACUUCAGUUUAUAUAAAAGUGGGACAUCAAUAAAGAAGCAAACUGCAGAGUCUACAACAACAUUUACUCUGACUGUAGAAGCUUCACAUCAGGGCGAGUACACCUGUGAUUACACAUACAGGGAAAUAUCCUCCACUUCAUCCAGGAGCAGCUCCAUUAGCAUUACUGUGGUCCAUAAUCAGAUCAGGCUGGUGAAUGGUUCGAGAAACUGUUGUGGUCGAGUGGAGAUCCAGCACAAAGCCCAGUGGGGAACAGUGUGUCAUGAUGACUGGGACUUAAAGGAUGCAGAGGUGGUGUGUAGGCAGCUUGGAUGUGGUAAAGCCGUCAGCGCUCCUCGUAAUGCUCACUUUGGUCAGGGAACUGAACCAACCUGGCUGGAUGAUGUUCAGUGUACUGGAACUGAGAGCUACAUAGAUCAAUGCUCACACCGAGGAUUUGGAGUAGAGAACUGUGGACACAGUGAAGAUGCUGGAGUCGUGUGCUCAAACAUGCAGGCUCUUAUAUUGACUCGGAUCUCCCCAACCUCUGUGGUAUCAAUUGGAGAAGUUCUUCAGUUCAGAUGUUCCACACCCAGCCCAACAUGCACCUCUGUAGAGUUCAGCUUAUAUAAAACUGGAACAUCAAUCAAGAAGCAAACUGCAGAGUCUACAACAACAUUUACUCUGACUGUAGAUGCUUCACAUCAGGGCGAGUACACCUGUGAUUACACAUACAGGGAAAAAUCCUCCACUUCAUCCAGGAGCAACUCCAUUAACAUUACUGUGGUUCAUAAUCAGAUCAGGCUGGUGAAUGGUUCAAGUAACUGUUGUGGUCGAGUGGAGAUCCAGCACAAAGCCCAGUGGGGAACAGUGUGUGAUCAUUACUGGGACUUAAAGGAUGCAGGAGUGGUGUGUAGGCAGCUUGGAUGUGGUAAAGUCGUCAGCACUCCUCGUAAUGCUCGCUUUGGUCAGGGAACUGAACCAACCUGGCUGGAUGAUGUUCAGUGUACUGGAACUGAGAGCUACAUAGAUCAGUGCUCACACAGAGGAUUUGGAUUGGAGAACUGUGGACACCAUGAAGAUGCUGGAGUUGUGUGCUCAAAUAUGCAGGCUCCUACAUUGACUCGGAUCUCCCCAAACUCUGUGGUAUCAAUUGGAGAAGUUCUUCAGUUCAGAUGUUCCACACCCAGCCCAACCUGCAUCUCUGUAGACUUCAGUUUAUAUAAAACUGGGACAUCAAUAAAGAAACAAAUUGCAGCUUCUACAACAACAUUUACUCUGACUGUAGAAGCCUCACAUCAGGGCGAGUACACCUGUGAUUACACAUACAAGGAAACAUCCUCCACUUCAUCUAGGAGCAGCUCCAUUAGCAUUACUGUGGUCCAUAAUCAGAUCAGGCUGGUGAAUGGUUCCAGUAACUGUUGUGGUCGAGUGGAGAUCCAGCACAAUGCCCAGUGGGGAACAGUGUGUCAUGAUGACUGGGACUUAAAGGAUGCAGAGGUGGUGUGUAGGCAGCUUGGAUGUGGUAAAGCCGUCAGCGCUCCUCGUAAUGCUCGCUUUGGUGAGGGAAGUGAACCAACCUGGCUGGAUGAUGUUCACUGUACUGGAACUGAGAGCUACAUAGAUCAGUGCUCACACAGAGGAUUUGGAGUAGAGAACUGUGGACACCAUGAAGACGCUGGAGUCGUGUGCUCAAACAUGCAGGCUUCUACAUUGACUCAGAUCUCCCCAUCCUCUGUGGUAUCAAUUGGAGAAGUUCUUCAGUUCAGAUGUUCCACUCCCAGCCCAACAUGCAUCUCUGUAGACUUCAGUUUAUAUAAAACUGGGACAUCAAUACAGAAGCAAACUGCAGAGUCUACAACAACAUUUAUUCUGACUGUAGAAGCCUCACAUCAGGGCGAGUACACCUGUGAUUACACAUACAGGGAAACAUCCUCCACUUCAUCCAGGAGCAAUUCCAUUAGCAUUACUGUGGUAAACCUGCUGCAGCCCAAUAUCUCCUUCAGUGCUGCCAGUGGUUCAUUCCACUGGGGGUCUGAUGGACCAGAUGUGACAAGAGGCUACAGCUUCUCAAUCAUCUGCUCCACUAAACAUCAGUAUCCAGGAGGUUCCUUCCACUUGAAGUUCAGUGGAUCCAACAUCACCAGAACUCAAUUAGCUGUUAACCACUCAGCCAUCUUCAUGUUUCCUGAGGCAGAUUUUGUCCAUCAUGGAAACUACAGCUGUACCUAUGAGAUUAAUGUGUCUUCACAUAUUUUUACCUCCACUGCCAAUGAGGUCCUGGUCAUCACUGUGAAAGCAUCUCUAGCUCCCUACAUUGGUGUUGGAGUGACAGCAGGACUACUUCUCUUCCUAGUUCCACUCAUCAUUUACUUUGUAAAAAGGCAACAAACAAGAAAUUAUCAGCUGAAUAAGACAAACGAUAUGCAGUAUGGCGCUAACAUACGACUCGCUGGUGGCAGUAACUCCUGCUCUGGUAGAGUGGAAAUCUAUUAUAAUAACCAGUGGGGAACAGUGUGUGAUGAUAGCUGGGAUCUGAAUGAUGCACAUGUGGUGUGUAGACAACUUGGAUGUGGUAAAGGUGUCAGUGAUCAUCAAAGUGCCCACUUUGGUCAGGGAAGUGACCCAAUAUGGCUGGACGAUGUUCAGUGUUCUGGAAAUGAAAGCACCAUCACAGAGUGCUCACAUGCUGGAUUUGGAAAACACAACUGUGGCCAUGGUGAAGAUGCUGGUGUUACUUGCUCAGGAUCUAAUCAGAUCAGGCUGGUGAAUGGUUCAAGUAACUGCUGUGGUCGUGUGGAGAUCCAAAACAAUGGCCGUUGGGGAACAGUGUGUGAUCAUUCCUGGGACUUAAAGGAUGCAGAGGUGGUGUGUAGCCACCUUGGAUGUGCAAAUGCCGUCAGCGCCCCUCAAAAAGCUCGUUUUGGUCAGGGAACUGAACCGACCUGGCUGGAUGAUGUUCAGUGUACUGGAAAGGAAUCUGUACUAGAUCAGUGCUCACACAAAGGAUUUGGAGUAGAGAACUGUGGACACAAUGAAGAUGCUGGAGUCGUGUGCUUAGACAUGCAGACUCCCACAUUGACCCUGAUCACCUCAAACUCUGUGGUAUCAAUUGGAGAAGUCCUUCAGUUCAGAUGUUCCACACCCAGCUCAACAUGCAUCUCUGUAGACUUCAGUUUAUAUAAAAAUGGGACAUCAAUAAAGAAGCAAACUGCAGAGUCUACAACAACAUUUACUCUGACUGUAGAAGCCUCACAUCAGGGCGAGUACACCUGUGAUUACACAUACAGGGAAAGUAACUCCACUUCAUCCAGGAGCAGCUCCAUUAGCAUUACUGUGGUCCAUAAUCAGAUCAGGCUGGUGAAUGGUUCGAGGAGCUGCUGUGGUCGAGUGGAGAUCCAGCACAAAGCCCAGUGGGGAACAGUGUGUGAUCAUUACUGGGACUUAAAGGAUGCAGAGGUGGUGUGUAGGCAGCUUGGAUGUGGUAAAGCCGUCAGCGCUCCUUGUAAUGCUCGCUUUGGUCAGGGAACAGAACCAACCUGGCUGGAUGAUGUUCAGUGUACUGGAUCUGAGAGCUACUUAGAUCAGUGCUCACACAGAGGAUUUGGAGUAGAGAACUGUGGACACAAUGAAGAUGCUGGAGUCGUGUGCUCAAACAUACAGAUUCCUACAAUGACUCAGAUCUCCCCAAACUCUGUGGUAUCAGUUGGAGAAGUCCUUCAGUUCAGAUGUUCCAUACCCAGCCCAACAUGCAUCUCUGUAGACUUCAGUUUAUAUAAAAAUGGGACAUCAAUAAAGAAGCAAACUGCAGAGUCUACAACAACAUUUACUCUGAAUGUAGAAGCCUCACAUCAGGGCGAGUACACCUGUGAUUACACAUACAGGGAAAGUAACUCCACUUCAUCCAGGAGCAACUCUAUUAACAUUACUGUGGUCUAUAAUAAGGUCAAGCUGGUGAAUGGUUCAACAAACUGUUGUGGUCGAGUGGAGAUCCUGCACAAAGCCCAGUGGGGAACAGUGUGUGAUGAUGACUGGGACUUAAAGGAUGCAGAGGUGGUGUGUAGGCAGCUUGGAUGUGGUAAAGCCGUCAGCGCUCCUCAUAAUGCUCGCUUUGGUCAGGGAACUGAACCAACCUGGCUGGAUGAUGUUCAGUGUACUGGAACUGAGAGCUACUUAGAUCAGUGCUCACACAGAGGAUUUGGAGUAGAGAACUGUGGACACCAUGAAGAUGCUGGAGUCGUGUGCUCAAACAUGCAGGCUCCUACAUUGACUCGGAUCUCCCCAAAUGCUGUGGUAUCAGUAGGAGAAGUCCUUCAGUUCAGAUGUUCCACACCCAGCCCAACAUGCAUCUCUGUAGACUUCAGUUUAUAUAAAACUGGAACAUUAAUAAAGAAGCAAACUGCAGAGUCUACAACAACAUUUACUCUGACUGUAGAUGCCUCACAUCAGGGCGAGUACACCUGUGAUUACACAUACAGGGAAAGUAACUCCACUUCAUCCAGGAACAGCUCCAUUAACAUUACUGUGGUCCAUAAUAAGAUCCGGCUGGUGAAUGGUUCGAGUACCUGUUGUGGUCGAGUGGAGAUCCUGCACAAAGCCCAGUGGGGAACAGUGUGUGAUGAUCACUGGGACUUAAAGGAUGCAGAGGUGGUGUGUAGGCAGCUUGGAUGUGGUAAAGCCGUCAGUGCUCCUCAUAAUGCUCGCUUUGGUCAGGGAAGUGAACCAACCUGGCUGGAUGAUGUUCAGUGUAAUGGAACUGAGAGCAACUUAGAUCAGUGCUCACACAGAGGAUUUGGAGUAGAGGACUGUGGACAUGAAGAAGAUGCUGGAGUCGUGUGCUCAAACAUGCAGGCUCCUUCAUUGACUCGGAUCUCUCCAAACUCUGUGGUAUCAAUUGGAGAAGUCCUUCAGUUCAGAUGUUCCACACCCAGCCCAACAUGCAUCUCUGUAGACUUCAGUUUAUAUAAAACUGGAACAUCAAUAAAGAAGCAAACUGCAGAGUCUACAACAACAUUUACUCUGACUGUAGAAGCCUCACAUCAGGGCGAGUACACCUGUGAUUACUCAUACAGGGAAAGUAACUCCACUUCAUCCAGGAGCAGCUCCAUUAGCAUUACUGUGGUCCAUAAUAAGAUCCGGCUGGUGAAUGGUUCGAGUAACUGCUGUGGUCGAGUGGAGAUCCUGCACAAAGCCCAGUGGGGAACAGUGUGUGAUGAUGACUGGGACUUAAAGGAUGCAGAGGUAGUGUGUAGGCAGCUUGGAUGUGGUAAAGCCGUCAGCGCUCCUCGUAAUGCUCGCUUUGGUCAGGGAAGUGAACCAACCUGGCUGGAUGAUGUUCAGUGUACUGGAACUGAGAGCUACAUAGAUCAGUGCUCACACAGAGGAUUUGGAGUAAAGAACUGUGGACAUGAAGAAGAUGCUGGAGUCGUGUGCUCAAACAUGCAGGCUCCUACAUUGAUUCAGAUCUCCCCAAACGCUGUGGUCUCAGUUGGAGAAGUUCUUAAGUUCAAAUGUUCCACACCCAGCCCAACAUGCAUCUCUGUAGACUUCAGUUUAUAUAAAACUGGAACAUCAAUAAAGAAGCAAACUGCAGAGUCUACAACAACAUUUACUCUGACUGUAGAAGCCUCACAUCAGGGCGAGUACACCUGUGAUUACACAUACAAGGAAACAUCCUCCACUUCAUCCAGGAGCAGCUCCAUUAGCAUUACUGUGGUCCAUAAUAAGAUCCGGCUGGUGAAUGGUUCGAGUAACUGUUGUGGUCGAGUGGAGAUCCAGCACAAAACCCAAUGGGGAACAGUGUGUGAUGAUGACUGGGACUUAAAGGAUGCAGAGGUGGUGUGUAGGCAGCUUGGAUGUGGUAAAGCCGUCAGCGCUCCUCAUAAUGCUCGCUUUGGUCAGGGAAGUGAACCAACCUGGCUGGAUGAUGUUCAGUGUAAUGGAACUGAGAGCUACAUAGAUCAGUGCUCACACAGAGGAUUUGGAGUAGAGAACUGUGGACACCAUGAAGAUGCUGGAGUCGUGUGCUCAAACAUGCAGGCUCCUACAUUGACUCGAAUCUCUCCAAACUCUGUGGUAUCAAUUGGAGAAGAACUUCAGUUCAGAUGUUCCACACCAUGCAUCUCUGUAGACUUCAGUUUAUAUAAAAUUGGAACAUCAAUAAAGAAUCAAACUGCAGAGUCUACAACAACAUUUAGUCUGACUGUAGAAGCUUCACAUCAGGGCGAGUACACCUGUGAUUACACAUACAGGGAAAGUAACUCCACUUCAUCCAGGAGCAGCUCCAUUAGCAUUACUGUGGUGGACCUGCUGCAGCCCAAUAUCUCCUUCAGUGCUGUCGGUGGUUUAUUCCACUGGGGGUCUGAUGGACCAGAUGUGACAAGGGGGUACAGCUUCUCUAUCAUCUGCUCCACUAAACCUCAGUAUCCAGGAGGUUCUUUUCACUUGAUGUUUAGUGGAUACAAUAUCACCAGAACUCAGUCAGCUCAUGAACACUCAGCCAUCUUUCAGUUUCCUGAGGCAGAUUUUGUCCAUCAGGGAAACUACAGCUGUAUUUAUGAAGUUAGCGUGUCUUCACGUACCGUUACUUCCACUGCCACUGAGCUCCUGGUCAUCACUGUGAGAGCAUCUCCAACUCUGUACAUUGUUGUUGGAGUGACAGCAGGACUGCUUCUCCUCUUAGUUCCAGUCAUCAUUUACUUUGUGAAGAAGCAGCAAACAAGAGAGGGUCAGCUAAAUAACACAAAUGCUAUGCAGCUUGGAGGUGCUGACAGCAUUUACGAGAGUCCCCAAGGAGAGAAUGAGAUGGACAAAGACGAUGUUGAACAAAAUGCAGAAACAGUUUUCCAGCAGGAGGAGAAUUUUCAAAACUCAGAUGAUGACAACUAUAAAGUUGAUUCGGAUGAACAAAGAAGUGAUGUGGGCAAUGACUAUGUGGAUACAGACAUCUAUGAGAAUUGUGUAUGGUAGAGUGCAGUAUUCACAGUCCAGUAACAAAUUACAGUUAAAUUAGAUCAUAAUUUUCCAUUGUUAAGAUAUUAUCAUUGUAAAUGAUAGAUUUACAU